CGUGUUUCGACUACAGCAUUUACUUUAGUUCCUUAAAGACAUGGAAACACCCGACAAUAGGUUGUAUAUGUGCACCAUGUGCUUUCGAAAGUGCUUUUGGAACGAUCUGUCGAGGAAGGAGCUCCGCUGCACUCAGUGCAGUCUGCCUCCAAGGAUCUGUGCCAUUUGCAAUAAGAGAUUCGAGCCGAGGGAGAUGUCGCAUGUCUACUGCAAUCGAUGCCAUUUCUAUAUCCUCAAACAUGCCGCAGUCAAGCCCCCUUCCUUGAAGGAAAGUCCCGAGGGAGCGUUGGAUGCUGGAAAAUAUAGAGAAGAAUCCUCGUUUACGGAACGCUGGAAGGAGAUUAGAGACGCCGCUGGAAUCGUGGACGACGGAUUCAGCGACUGAGUCACCAUGCACUUUGUUUUGAUCAGUGUAAAAUGGAUAUGAAAUGCU
Molecule: messenger RNA, 433 nt
Organism: Drosophila erecta
Lineage: Eukaryota; Metazoa; Arthropoda; Insecta; Diptera; Drosophilidae
Exons: 2
Coding region: 41-385 (114 amino acids)
Source: RefSeq, a predicted model, not a curated record